This is a messenger RNA of Porites lobata, 13316 nucleotides long. NCBI's taxonomy places the organism in Eukaryota, Metazoa, Cnidaria, Anthozoa, Scleractinia, Poritidae. The record is from the annotation of a GenBank genome assembly.
AUGUCUUGUUCUGUCGCCUCUUCUGAAUACCUUAACGAACUACUGAGCGACAAAACAACAGUAUCGAAAAUGCCCAAGAUUUUUCUUCACGCCGAACGGCUGCUGGAUCAAGGUACUGUGUGUUUGUUGCUGCGCGUUAACUCCAAAUUUAAUGUAAUAAUAACGGCAGUUUAUGUUAAAUAAUAAUCGGUAAAUGAACAUAAAUAAUCACCAGCAGAGAGAAAUAUAACUAUGCUAGGUAAUAUCUAAUUAUUUUCAGAGGUUGAGUUUGUUCUAACACGAGUUAAGCUUAAAAUCUGUCAGCAAAAAACCCGUAAUCGAACGACAGUGCGAGCUAACGUGGACGAACCUUCUAUUUGUUUGACCGACAUCCGGACACCAUGUCCUGUGUUUACGGUACAGCGAUUUUAUUUUAGUUUAGCAUCUGUGAGACACCAGGGAUUACAAGAAAUCAUCUUGAGGUUUGUUUUAUGUAUAUGACAUUUUGCUUAUACUCUGUUAUCUAUUUUUUUCUUUGCAUCGCAUAGAUCAUAGAAAAGACCAUUGCCCCGAUCAACGCUGUUGCCAGCGCGUUUUUUGUUAUAAAUGUGUUCCUCAUUGCUAUUCGUUUCCUUGUGAUUCAUAUGGUAUCAUUUAAAAGAUUCUUUGGGAAUAUAUAUAUGUAUCCUAGACUUCAAUGUUUAAAUGGGCUAUUUGGGUUAUUUCUGUUGUAAGCAUUAUGAGUGUUUUGUUGUGAUUUUCUGUUUCAUUGCCCCGCGUUCAAUUCCAUUGAACAAGAUUUCUUUUGACUCAGUGGGACAUUUGAAUAUUUUAUCCGCCUUGUGGAAAGCCGUUAUGCAACGCAGUUUUGAAAUACUUUUGUUGUCAUUGUUUAGUUCUGUAAUCACAAUAAAUCGUAGUGCAUUUAUUGAGCUUAAACUAAAUAAGAGGGCAGUGCAGUCCCGUGAGUUGGACCCCUUAGCUUCGUUCAACCUUAGCCUACGUGUGGAAAGUACUUGCUGUAAAUUUCACGGUUGUUACUUUUCGUCGCCGACUUCGUUUUGUUUUUGUUCUUGGAUGUAAACAAAAUAAAAACAUUUGACUUAAACCUGGAAAGUCUUUUGUUAACUGCGUUUCAGUGCUUGAAACGCUUGACGGUCCGUGAAAUUACAUGUUCUUGAUGAAGUAAAAUCGUCACGCUUGUAAUUCAAUCUCCUUUGAACUCAGUUUUUUGAAAAUCACGGUGAAAAAUUUGACCUGAUUGUGUCCGGAAUUAUUGAUCACGAGUGUCCCAACGGAGAAAUCAAACGACCGGGAAUUAUCAAGUCAUAAUUGAGUGCUUUGGGUCAAAGCUAACAUAUUCGUAAAUGAGGCCUUCCUUUCGUAUCCAAUUUGUACAACGAUUUGAUGACUUGUAAGGAAUUCACUUACAGGAAUGUGGGAUGAUUAUCGUUUUCUUGAUAAGAGCCAGAUGCUCUUAUUAACGUGUCGUUAUUUAGCCAAACAGAUCGGGUGACCGAUGAACCGAAAGUAUAAUUUAGAAAUCGGCUGUCUGACCACAGAUCCACAGGCAAAGAUAUUGAAUUUGUGGUGAGGCGUUUUAAUUUGUUGUGGCUUCCUCCUUGUGAUUAAGUGGACUUUGAAAUUGAGAAGAAAUUGAUCUGUGCUGGCUAGCACAGGAUAUUUGUGUCACAUUGCUCUCAGUCACAGAAAAAGGAUCUGACAUGUCUCAUAUCAAUCUGUCAAAACAAGUUCCAGGAAAACACAUGAGAUUUGACAACUUCUUUUCCUGCCCUUCUGCUUACUGCCAACAAAUAUCCAAGUGUUUAUUUAUUUUUAGCCCUCAACAGCUAAAUCAUUCGACCCGUCUCUGAAUUCUCAGGGUAAUUUGAUUUCUUUGUAACAAGUGAAGCCAAUAAUUUUGAAAUUCAAUUUUGUUUUGCUUCUCCAAAUAAAGUCCAUGUUUGAUGUAAACAGCAUCCUGGCUCAGUCUUAAUUCUCUUAGGUUUUGAUUCCUUCUGCCAGCUCCUGCCAUCUGCAGUAAGUAAAAAAGAACCCUCAUCUGAUGUGGUUGUAAACGUAAUUUAGUUCCUCUUCAAAACUUUUAACAGUGAAUUACGUUUCUCUUUGUGUCCAACUCCCAAGAAGCAACAAUUCACUCAACCAACAAUUUUUUAUUCCUUCUGAAAUAGUACAUAGUUACUGUAUUAAUUUUGAAAGGCUGUAUUUUAAGUUGUGGGACUGAAGAAUUUAACUGAAGUCCCUCAUUUGCAUAUAUAUUAAUCUGAGAAAAUGGAAUUAACAUGUACAUGUUGAACUUACUGUAGUGGUAAUAAUUUGGCUUUUAUGUAAGGUACAAGAAAGGCUGCUUGAUCAUUGAGUAGUAUAUAAUAUACAAAAUAUGUUAUAAGGAUUUUUAAAUUCAUUAAUUUUUUGGAACCCAUUUCCAAAGGAAUUUUUUCAAUUUGAUGUGAGUCAAUGCCAUUGUCUUUCAAAAUGCUUGCUAUAAGGUUUUGAAAUGAGAACCAAAAUACACUAUAAAUACAUCCUUGUAAUAAAUUAAGAAUUAUAGUAAAACUGCAUGGGUAUUGGGAAAAAUUUCAGUGAAUACAAUAUUUAUUAUUUAAAAAAUGUAUUUGUAUCCCUUUACAUCAUUCAAAUAUUUUUUGAGACCUAUAUCCUAAUCCUUCUGGUAGCACUAGUACCAGUUUAUUUUUACACCUUCCUCUGCAAAACCUGUCCUUAAAGGCUGCCUCCCACAGAAUUUCCAGUUACCAGGGUGACCUUGGACUCCAAAAGGAUUUAGGUUACGUUUUUCUUGAACAAAUCUAUUUUUAAUAGCAUAUGCAUCACGGAGAUAAAGGCAGCAAAUCAUCCUGCUGUGCAGAAACUAUUAAAAUAAAAUAUAUAUCUUGUAGUUCACUUUUGUCCUUGGUUGACAUUUGUAUUUUCCUCUGUUUUUGGGUACGGUAGUGUAUGAUAAUGAGUUUGAAACAAAGGAAAAUAAAGUUAAUGCCAAGAAUAAAAUUGAACCACAACAUACUUUUUCAAAUCUAAUACAGAAGUAUUUUUGUUUUUCUUAUAUGUUCUGUGUUAUUUGUUUGUCCAUGGAUAUAAAUUUUUUGGGAAUGGCUCACCAGUAUCCCAGCAACACUCCAUUCACAUCUGAUAUUCAGUCACAGGGAAAAGAGAAUGUAAUAUUAUUUUAUUUGCCCCUGGUAGCUGGAACCUGAUUUCAGGUUCAUUUUCAGUGUUGUGUCUUUUUUGUGGCUUAAGCUCAGAGGAAAUGUGGCUGAAUUGCUGAAACAGUAGCAUACAUUGUAUCAAAAUUUUGUUCGUGAAAAUAACUCAAGAUCUUCCUUUUGAAUAUUGGUGUCAGGGAGCUGGCUGUGUAUUCAUUGCCGUGAUGUUCUUAAAAAUAGUUCUUGCUUGACAAAAUCCUCUUUGGUAAAAAGAAAAAUAUUAAGCUACCCAAAAGUGACAGUCCGGCCCCUUAAUAAAAGAUGGAAAAUGUUGUUGAAGGUAAUCUUGUAAAAUCUCAAUAUUGAGAUAAUUAUACAACAAAAUGGAAUAAAGAAAAUAAUAUAGUAGAACUUUUUAUUCUCAAGGCUUUCUACUGUUGAGCAUAGCAUCAAUGUUACAAAAUUAGAUUAUGAAAGUGAACAUGAUAUAUUAAUAUUAGUUCUUUUGACAAUAAACAAAUGCUGAGAAGGCCAAUAAAUUAAUGGAUACCAUGUUGAUGAAAAUGCCUGUAGGCUUCUUAAACCCUGACAUCUGUAAAUCAAUUUUCAUCUUUACUAGAAAUCAACAGAGUCAGAAAUGAGCUGUUUCAUGGGGUUGUAAAGAAUGAACCAGACAGCGGCUUCACAGAACUUCAGCUUCCAAGUGCAUCGGGACCAAGAGUGAAAUUGGCAGAAAAAGUUUAUGCUCCUGUAAAAGAGUAUCCUAAGGUACUAUUGCAUAUUUACAGUAUGUACCAAUGUUAUAACCACACCAACAAUAGCAUACAAGUAAGAAUGAGUUAUUCCAGAAGACUCUACACACCCUUGACGGAAGGCACAGUUCUUUGACCCCCCCCUCCUUCCACCUUAAUUUUUCAAAAUUGCUUUAGCCCCCCCCCCGCCACCCCCCCACUUCCCACCGAUCUGGAUUUCCAUAAAAUUGUUAGACACCGUGAUUUUAAUUUGCACUCAAUGUAGAAGAAUUAUGUUAGGCACUUAGGCAAUCUUUUUAUUAAAUAAGUCUCUAUUUUCGGUGAAUUCUGUUUGUUGCAAAAGUUAAGAUUACAAAAACUUAUUGAUUGAAGCGAUCAAAACUUAUCUUUUGGUUCAGAGCCCCCCACCCAUCUGAAUUUCCAGCGCCAUAACCCCCCCACCCAUGAGAUUUUCCACCAUUCCUUCCGUCGUGGAGGUGUGGAUUUUUUCUGGAAUAACCCAAUGUUGCAUGCGGACUAAUUUGCACUAAGCCAAAGCUAAAAAUAGACACUGGAUUCCGUUUGCUUUGGUGUGGACUGUUUUUAGUCUUUUUUAGCUGUCUCUAAUUUGAUAAGGUAGUAAAAAAUUGUAGGUGGUGGCUCAAUAUGUGCCACUCAAUUGCUCUCUCUCUCUCUCUGGUGGAUGUCUUCAUAAUUAGAUCAGUUAAAUGAGGGGGACAAUAUCAAAGCUACAUGUACAGUAUUGUCACAGAAAGCAUUAACAACUUGCAGAAUGUGCAUCAAAAACAAUGUGCUAGCUGUAAUCUGCAUAGCACCAAUGAUUUUGAAUUAGACUGCAAAGGUUGACCCGGCAGGGACAGGCAAAGUUUUAACUUGACAGUUAUGGUUCAGUGACUUAAUGACUAUCAGCUAGAAUCUUCUUGCCAAGAUUCAGAGUGCGCAAAUGUCACUACAGUAUUACCAUAAGAUGAAAUUGAAAAGACCAGUUUAUUGAAUGGUGUAUUGAAUUGAAAAAUAUAAAUUCAAAGAGGACGGACGGCAAAUUUCAAAAGUAGGUUGAGUUUGACAGCAAGUUGUUGCUCAAAAAUUAAUAUCCAAAAGUCGUAACUAUUCAUCAGUAGGAUGCCUAAAAUGUGUGUAAUUCCUCAAUUGGUUUCAGCUCCAUGAAAUCCUAUACCAAUCGUAGAACAUUAAUUUUUAAGAGGAGCCACCCACAAUGUGAGCACAGUUACUGUCACUGCCGAGCUCGUAACACUAUUUUUGAGGUAUCUGAAUAAAUUAAACCAAUCUUCAUAUUUUUUGUAAGCUUGUUAGCAAACAUCUUUGUAUAAUCAGGAUCCAGUCAAAACCCAAAACCACCCAUGUACAGAAUUCUCUUCCUUUCCAUUCUCCUCUAAGUUAUUUACGAGUGGAGAAAGGAAUGCAAAAAAUACAAACCCUGUGAGUAUGGGUCUGUAAGAAAUUUACCAUCUACAUGUACAUGUACAUUAAUUUGUUUAAAUUUUGUUUCAGUUUAAUUUUGUUGGUAGAGUAAUUGGUCCCAGAGGCAUGACGCUAAGAGAAGUAGAAACGACGACAGGUUGUAAACUUUUAGUUCGUGGGAAAGGAUCAAUGAAGGACAAAAAAUUGGUUAGUCAAUUAUUUAAUCAUGACUGAAAGUAUUUAGUCAGUAUUUUAAUAUGACAACGGGUCAGUCCUUCUGUUUGGGUAAUACUUACCCGAAUUCUUGCUUGGUCACUGCAACAACGCAUGGCACUACUUUUUUAUUACUCAGGGUUCUCAAUAGAAGGCAGCACCCGGCGAUUGAUCGGCGCUUACUUUGGGAUUUAUAGCCGCUUACUUUGUGUUUAGGUCGCUUUUCUUUGCUUUGUUUUGACACCUCUGGCUUUGCUGAAGAGCCUCCUACUUUAUCAGUGAUCACCUCCUACUUAAAAAUCUAUUGAGAACCCUGUUACCGUGGGCCGGUAACAGUCCCUGCCCUGAGAGAUACAGUGUAGACCACCACAUUGAGAACUGUGUGGGUUCUUUAAAGUCCUGUACAGGAUUUACAUGUGCAAGGAUUGUGGGAUGGGGCCAAGGACUCUCCUUAUCCGAGAAGACUAGAAAGUCUAACCAUUUGUAGGCAGCACUUUCUCCUCAGUUACUUACAAUGCCCUGGUCCAGCGGGGUUUGAACCAGCGGCCUCGCGCUUGAAAGACUGGCACUUAUCCAAUUGAGCUACCCGGGUGGUGGUGCAAUAAGAAAACUAAAAUUAUGCGGCAUUUUCAGGGCAGAUACCACUGUGUCCAUAACAAUUUCCACAUGUCCUUUGUUUUGCAGGAAGAAGAAAAGAAAGGCCAACCAAACUAUGAACACUUAGAAGAAGAUCUACAUGUGUUGAUAUCAGUGGAUGAUACAGAAGAUAGAGCUAAGUUAAGGCUGUCAAAAGCUGUGGAGAAAGUUAAGGAUCUUCUUCAACCUGUGGUAAGAUGAUAAAUUUUCUUUUUCUCUCUUUGGUUUUAACUCCCUAUUGUACUGAAAAACACAGAACUCUGUGAGGGUACUAUGAAAGAGGUCCAUUGAAUUGUCACACCGGAGGAUAUCUUCUCCACUGGGCAUAUCCAUUCGCUGGCUCAUCUGGAGAGAAGUUAAGAGAGAAGUAAUGAAUACUCACUGUUGAUUAAAAUAAUACUGCGGGAAGUUGGCAGUCAUCGGGUGUAGUACUUUUCUUGUAUUUGUAAAAAUCAGUUCUGGCUUAAUUUGUGUUCACACCCAUACACCUACAUUUAUGUAAAGGUGUCAAAAUAAUAGCUACACUAGAGAACUUAGGGAUCUUCUUUUGGGGAAGGGGAUCUUACACAGAUGCCUUUACAUCCUUGUCUUCUUGACCAACAUCAAUUUUCUCCUAACAAUGUCCAUAUGUUGUCAAGAGAAAUGGUUACGAGAAUUAAUCAAAUGAUCUUCAAAAAGAAAAUGCUUUGAUCUUUUAUUAAACUCUCUCAACUUAUCUCGAAGGAAAUGUAUGAAUAUCAGUGUGGAGAAUUUGUAUGUGGAUAUUGGGGCUAUGGGCUAAAGUGCAAAUUGGAGUGACAAAUAUUAAUGUAGAAAGCAAAAAGAAAUGCAAUCCAGUAGGUACAACACAGUGUUGCCUAUUUUUAGAUUUGCAUUGUCCUUAAAGGGGCUGUGUCACGGCAGUCCAGUUCAUUUUGUUUAAUUUUGCCAAUUACGCAUCCUCAAUCACUAUGGAACUUAAAGUAAGCAAAGAAAUUACAUGUAAAUGACAAAAUCAGAGAUCCAAGACAAAAAAAUAUGUCUCUUGAGCAUUAUUUUUGAAGUUGCUAGCAGCAGGGAUCAACUUUGAAAAACUGUUAGGCUGAACAGUUUUCAAAAAUUGUAAUUUCAAUCCGUUUUCCCCAUCCGUGACAUCUGUUGUUUCUGUUACGUUAUUUUAACCUUCCUUUAAAGUUUUAAGCGGUUAUUUUUAUUUUUAUCUUAAUUUAACGGGCAUUUUGUAAUUUCCUGAUUUGGCUGAAUUUCGUGACAUGUGCAUCUCCUUUAAGUGUCCUAAAGGGCCAGAAAAAAAGUACAAUCUACUUCAUAUGUGGCUGUUUUUGUUAUCCUAGGAUGAAGGUGAAGAUGAAUUAAAAAAGAAACAACUGAAAGAUUUGGCUUUGAUGAAUGGAACUCUUAGAGAACAAGCAGGUUAGAGUUUGUAUUUGUUGAUUUCCCUAUGAUAAAAGGUACAAUGAACUAAGCAAACAUGGCAGACACGGAGCAGAUGCAUGUACAUGUAUGUGUCAGCUUGGAUGAGGGUAUGUAUCAGCGCUGACAGGCAUCUGCAUCAACUGAGAUGUGUCAAGCAGGACAAGGUUUCUCUUUCAUUAUUCACUAUAAUCACAGUUUUGCUUUCUGUGGUAUUGUGCACACUUCAAUUUGUUGUAUUUUUUUGGCAAGGCUGUGACUUAGCAACUGUGUCACAGUGAACAUCCAACAUUCCAGGAAGUUUUUCUUACUGUACUCUCUCUAGUUCAGUCGGGAAUAAGGUGGACGAAGAGCAAUCUUGCAGCUAUAAAAGGAUUAUUUUUUCUUUAUAUACAUGUGUAUUUACCAUAUUUAUUAGAUUAAGCACUAGUGGUGUGCUGAUCAUUGAUUAUAAUCGAUCAUUGAUCGAAAAUCUUAAAGCAAUGCGACAAUCAAUUAUAGAUGAUGACAAUCAAUUAUCGCGGACAAAUGAAAAGAAAUUAUUGAUGACAAAUAAAAACUUUACAAAAAUUGUGUGUUGUAUGCACAUUCUAAAGGACUUGUAACAGCAGCUGCCACUGAAUACCUCUUUCUCCUACAUUUCAUACAUUUUUAUUGUUUUCCAAAACUCGGCGAAACACGCUCGGGCCAGGCCAGGUUUUGCAUUUUGUUCACAUUUGAUAGUGCGUAUUUCAUACGGAAAAAACAGCUUGCAAAGAUCGAAGUGAAACUCAAGUUGGUUCCCAGGGUCCUCUCCUCAUCUCAUUUUCAUGUUGUCCACAACAAACAUGACGGCUUAGUUUUUUAUCAAUAGAUUUUUUGAUUAUAUUUGAUGAUCGAUCGGUUGGGUCAAUGCGAUUGUUUUCCGAUGAUCAAUGAUAACAUCUCAGCCGAUUCCCAUUACUAUUAAGCACCCACCUCAGACAAACACGAACCCUAAUAGGCAGGAAAAUUUUAAAAGCACCCAGCCUCAAUGUUGUAACUAACAGCUCAGAUGUUAUCUAACAGUGGUGUCUGUUAAGCAGGUGGGGACCCAGGACACAGUUUUGGAGCUGUUUCACAGAUGGACUUAACAAGAGGUUUAGUUUUGUCUGUGGUGCAGACUAUAGAUUUGGAAAGAUAAGGUUUUUGAGCAAGGUUUUAACGCUGCUGUGAGCUUUUUCCCUUGACAGCUUCAUCUUUUUUUUCUUUGCUUAGGUGGUGCUGCUGUUCUACAUAAUGGUCUCCUGGGAAUGCCUAUUACACCUGCAUUAGCUGGAUAUUCAUUCGCCCCCCGACCUGCAGGUAAGGCUCAUAAUUGCAGGGUUCACAUCUCAUGGUGUUAGUUCUUCAAAGUACUCUUAACCAUUUUACAUUGGGAGAUAAAACAGCUGUGAUGCAAAACAACUAUAAAACAUGUAUCACACCCUUUUGGUACAUUUCUUUGCUGUUACUGCAUGAAUACUACAUGUAUAUGAAACUUCGUUAUGCGACACUUUUAGGGGACUUAAAUACUCCAUGACAAAAUUUUUCUUUCUCUGUUUUGAACUUGGAUUCAGUCCCCACAAAUUCAUCUCCCGGUCAGUUGUCAAGUUGAAUGAGGAUGAUUGGGUCCCAAUAAAGUUCAAACCGACAAGAAUUAACUGUUAAGUUUAAAUUCGGGCGCACAAGAUUAUAGGAUUGCACUAGACCAAUGUCUGGGACUUGCAGAGGCAAGCAGUUUCUUUCAGUGAUACUUAGAUAGCCCGGUGACAGUGUGGAUGAUAUCAUGUAGAAAAAACUCAGUCAUCAUCCUUACCUAUGUCACAAUCAAUACUGUCUUUAUUAAUAUUUUAUAUGUUAUGUACUUGGUUUGGCUUUAUCUUUAAAACGUGAUGGAGGAAAACACAGUUUGAGAUUGGUGACCACUGAUUCUGGACCAGUUAUGUCGUACCCAUCUUGUGUUUGUUUCAAAAUAAAGUGAUGUUUCUGCUUAAGUUUUAAUGCUAAUAAUAUGCAAAGAUAUUCUAUUGACCAUUUUCACUAAGACCAUAAUGCACCUUCAGUGUGCAAAGAAAGUAGAGUCUGAUAGCCCGGGGCUACUGGAUUUUGCUAUUGGGCUAGUGAAUUCUGUUUUUCACUUGUCCGAUGGGCAAGUGAUGUUUUUUUUAGGAAUUCAAAUAACAGAAGAAUUGUGAAAUCAAUUCUGCUAGUCAAAAAGUUUUUGGGCCUAGUUGAAAUGACGUGUGGGCUAAUAAAUGCUAGCUUCAGCUUGCCCGAAUGGCAAGCUGUAAAAAUGAUUUUCUUUGCACCCUGACCUUGUUUACACCCCCAAAUUUUGCAUCACCAUUGUCUUCGGUUUCUCUUGGGACAACUGUAAUGCCCAGGAUAAAUAGGAAACAAUGGUUAUGCAAAAUGUUGGAGGUAAACAAUGUGUAUUAUGGUCGCAGUGAAAACAAUAAAUUGAGCAGUCAACCGCCAUUAAUUGGCCACUUAUGGAAGUUCAGCAGUGCUGUCUUUGAAUAUUGCAUUUAAGGGAGGUGUCACUUGUUGAAUUGGGGCAUUACAGGUGUAAUUGGAGCUCAUUUAUAGAAAGCUAAAUUAACUGUUGUUGUAUAAUGUUUCAGUUCCUAGUGCUUACCCUGCUGGCUUCGCUGGGUUGGAUUUCACGGCGUAUGGUGCCAGAGGAACUAUUUUCGACUAUGGGUUAGAACCAUCCAUUCUUGGUGAGUUUAACUUUAAUCUUUAAGACUUUUUGUUUGUUUGUUUUAACUUUACCUACUGAUUUCUAGACCAAAUUAACUCCUAAGUGAAUGUAAAACCAACAGCAAGACAAUCUUUUAAAACUGAUUAUGUAUCUUUGUCUCUGAAAUGUUUAAUGUUUUUUGUUUCUUCAAAAGCAUUUUCACGGAUAAUUUUCUCUGUUAUUCGUAAGAGUAUGCAAUCAUUAACCCAUUGACGGAAAGAAUAAAACUGAAUUUACUUUUUAAGCUUUCAAAUCUGAAUUCAAAAUUAUUGUGCACUAACCCUGGGUUAUCUUAACCCGGCUUUGAACAACCCGGCCCAGACCCCUAACUACUUUCGUAGGAAAGAAAAUGAAAAUACAGUUAGAAUCUAAAGAAGCUUCAAACGUUUUCAUUCCCUUCCUACUAAUUGUAAAAUGUACCUGGCAACUUGAUAUCUGAGUGACGGCCAAAUUGAUGUGUGUUUCGACGUUUUAGGUGCAGUAAAACCAAGGAGACCUGUCAGAGAACAUCCCUACCAAAGAUGAAGGUGAGUAGAAAGGGAACCUGGUGAUAAUAUUAUCUUUAUUUUUUAGGGAAACAACAUACUGAUUCUCUGACUCACAAUCUCUUGCUCACAAGGUACAUUGUAUUUUGAAAUCUUAAUCAGACAGAACUCCAACAUGAAUUGUAGACUCCUGGAUUUUUCAAGCUAACAGCAAAUUUUAAGGACCUUUUUUUAUUCCCAUUUGUUGGAAAACUAUAGGUUUUAAGUUUUCUGACUAAUAUUCCUUCAAACUAAUAUUACUUUGGACCAUUUAAUAAUCCCUGCAGAGUAUUGCUGUACACUGUAAGUGCUUGUGGUUUGUCAGCAACUUGCUAGAAUAAUGGCUGUCACUUUAUGGUUGACUACUUUCUGAGUCUUUUCUGUUUAGUUUUAACUUGCUUGGUAAAGCUGCCCAGUGCUAUAUAUCCCUACUAUAAAUUUACAACAAUUGUGAAUGCACUACCCUUGCUGCAUGCCACAUAUAUAUAAUAUAAUUUUACUAACCGGUAACUUCUCUUUUCCACUAGACUGACAAUGGGUAACACUAACUCUACAGAAGGCUGAUUAACCACUAGGCUAGAUUUUAAAAAGCCUGGAGCUGAAAGCGCCCUUUGUUUUAUUUCCUGAACCACUGAUCAGUUGUGGACUAAUUGUGUUGCACUGAUUUCCAUAAUUACAUAUGAUUUUUGUAUCAAAUGAUCUUAAUAUAUUUCUGUAUGUUUGAAAAGGAAUUAUUGACAGUCUGAUAAAAUAACUGUAAUAUAUUAUUGAAUUAAUCAGUUCUUUGUUGUUUAAUGUGUGGUGUUUUGGCAAGCUACCCUUUCAGCAAUAACAACCUUCUUCUAGCCAUUCUAUUUUUUUCCUGGUCUUUAAAAAGUUUCUAUGUUGAAGCGUUAUAUUUUCUAAAGUUAAGAAAUUGCGAAAAUUAUACUUAAGUUAUGUGAAGCAUAUGCAUGGAAUCAUGUCUGAAAAUUAGAAAGCAAGCCUCUCGAAACAAAGGCUGUUAAGGUCGUAGAGUAAAGCCCUGGCCAAACGUCGAACUUUUCACGGAGACGAACCAAGCCCUAAUUUGAGUCGACCUAAAUAAAGUGAAGAUCGUCUGUUGGGCCGGACGACGAACUUAGGACGCGUCGAACCAAUCAAAUGAAUCAGUCCAAAAAGCAAUUUUAGGUAGCCGGCCAGUAAUAAAUUUUCUCCCGAACGAAGCUAAAUAUACAUUAUGAUACAGUACAAGUUUUUAAUAUACUGGUUUAGUUUGUCGCAUGUCGGUUCAGAUCGACGUUUGUCCCGGAGACGAUCAUUAGACGUUCUAUCCGUCUGAAGCUGACGGAUAGCAUGUUGGUCUAUCUAAACUCAUUCAGACGAACUUAGCUCAGCCACACGUCGAACUUUUGAUGAACUUAACUUACUAAGUUUGGUUCGUCUCAUGAAAAGUUCGACGUCUGGCCUAGGCCUUAGUGGCUGCUUAAUUUUUCUUAACCAACAAAUUUGUGGAGGCCUCAGUUGAAUCUCAAUUUACUUUACUUUGUUUCUUGUCAAAUCAGAAACUCGGAAUAAUUUAAGAAAGUUUCGAGUGACUAGAAAAGCAUCGUUACAAUCGACUGACACCUACGGUCUCUUGAGCUGUAAGCUAAUGUAGACCAAGAUGUCUCCAUUAAGUUACCAGUUGCUUGAAAACAAACUAUUGCUGAAAGGGAUACUAAUUUUGUUAGUCGGGCCGUGCUAAUUGCAUCAUGUACGAAGUAAUGUAUGUCGAUUUAAUGAGGUAGAAUUCAAUGGUGUUUGCUCUCUUCUUGAAUGGAAAGUAAUGGUUUGUGUGGACGUAUGAUAAGAGCUUUCGUAAAGCAAAGUAAUUGGUUUGAUUAGAUAUUUCGAGCAGUACUAAUCGUCCAAAGCAAAAAACAAAUUUUAGUUUCGAACUGUUAUUUUUAUCAAUGUGUUAUUUAUUCAGAAAUCCUGCCUUGUCUGUUCUCUCAUUGUGUAUCAGAAUUAAUGUGAGGUAUUCUUAGUCUUUUUCAUGUUCAUGAAGGGAAGCUUGCAACUAACGGUGCUUUUAAUGCGUAGUUUGCUAACGUAUUUGAUGUGAUUUUGAUUUUAAUGUUGUCAUCACGUGAUUGUAAUCAAUAAAGAUAUAAUUUUGGGAUUAUCUUGUUUCCUCCUUAUAAUAUUUGCUGUUUUGUAAUGUUAGUAACAUCUGUAACUUCUUCCCUUUUAACAUCAACAUUAACUGCGAAACCGGAUAAUGUACACAUGAAAGAACAGUGACGGCUUUUUUAACCACCAUCCUACCCAGAGCGGCUUGCAACUGAUUGUUUUUGUAAAACGUAUGCUAGACGUUUAACCGUCGUUUAUAUAAUCAGCUGUCUACUAACCGUUCCUCCCACUGCUAUUAACAGUGGCUAAAAUAAAAAAUUCACGGAAAAAACGUAAAUUUUUUCUCAGAAUUUUAAAGGGG